Molecule: messenger RNA, 3427 nt
Organism: Loxodonta africana (African savanna elephant)
Lineage: Eukaryota; Metazoa; Chordata; Mammalia; Proboscidea; Elephantidae
Product: olfactory receptor 8G1-like
Exons: 1
Coding region: 103-1053 (316 amino acids)
Biological process (GO): sensory perception of smell; G protein-coupled receptor signaling pathway
Cellular component (GO): membrane
Molecular function (GO): olfactory receptor activity; G protein-coupled receptor activity; odorant binding
Source: RefSeq, a predicted model, not a curated record
GGAGAUACCUAAUUGACAAGACUUGCAUCUGUUUCAUGCUGCAUAAAUAAACACCUAACUCAAAUUUCUUCUUCUCUUCCUGCGUAGAUUUCCCAGAGAAAAAUGGCAGCAGGAAAUCACUCCACAGUGACCGAGUUCAUCCUUGCUGGGCUAACAGACAAACCAGAGCUCCAGCUGCCCCUCUUUCUUUUCUUCCUAGGAGCCUAUGUGGUCACAGUGGUGGGGAACCUGGGCAUGAUUACACUGAUUGGGCUCAGUUCUCACCUGCACACUCCCAUGUACUAUUUCCUCAGCAGUUUGUCCUUCAUUGAUCUCUGCUAUUCCACUGUCAUUACCCCCAAAAUGCUGGUGAACUUUGUGACCGAGAAGAACAGCAUCUCCUACCCUGAAUGCCUGACUCAGCUCUACUUCUUCAUUUUUUUUAUUGUAUCAGAAUGUCAUAUGUUAGGUGUUAUGGCUUAUGAUCCUUAUGUUGCCAUCUGUAAUCCAUUGCUUUACAGAGUCACCAUGUCUUAUCAGGUCUGCUCCCAGUUGGUAGUUGAGGUAUACAUGAUGGGCUUGAUUAGUGCCACAGCUCACACAGGUUGCAUGCUAAGAGUGGUUUUCUGCAAGGCUAAAAUAAUCAACCAUUACUUCUGUGAUGUUCUCCCACUACUGGAGCUCUCCUGCUCCAGCACUUAUAUCAAUGUAGUGGUACUUUUGUGCUUCAGUGCGUUUAAUACUCUUGCACCGACCUUGACUGUCCUUGGCUCCUAUGCCUCCAUCAUUGCCAGCAUCCUGCAAAUUAGCUCCACUGAAGGCAGGUCCAAAGCCUUCAGGACAGGUAGCUCCCACAUUUUGGCUGUUACGAUCUUCUAUGGUUCUGUAGCAUUCAUGUACCUGCAGCCAUCAAAUGUCAGCUCCAUGGACCAAAGCAAAGUGUCUUCUCUGUUUUACACCAUUAUUGUGCCAAUGCUGAACCCCCUGAUCUACAGCCUGAGGAAUAAGGAUGUCAAAGUCACUCUCAACAAAAUCAUUGAGAAAAGGCUGUUUUGCAUUAACAAAGGUUUAUAAAUCUUGGUAAAUAUUCAGUAUGAAAGAAACCCAGACACUGCAACAUAGAUACAGAAAUAGUGACAUUAUUGCCAUCACUUGAUUAUUUGGAAGGCAGUUCCCAAGGAUAAGACUGGAUUCAUAGUGUCAUAUGGACAGCUGUCUGUCACAUGGCAGGCAAUGUCAAUUCUAGGAAGGCCCGGAUGUCACCCCUAGUAAUCCAUAUUACCUCUAAUCCUUUUUUUUUUUUUUUAAUCUUCAAAGGCCUUCAUGUGGGGAGGCUAUAAUUUACGUACAUGGGAUUUGGCACUUUGGUAAGGCUUAGCUAUCAUAAUUCAUAGAAUGAUCUCUUUGGUCUAUAUCCUUUGAUUUUCUGAAUAGCUUGUGUUUUGGCCCUUGUUUCUAAUAAGUGUACGAAUAAAAUUUUCAGGAAAAAAUUGAUCUCCAAGGUAAAUAAUUCUUAACCAUUUCAAAUCUACAAAGUUCAUUACCUACUAAUGACUAAGUGCAGAAAACUGUGUUAUGAAAUAUGGGGGUAGACAGGUCUAAAUAGUUGACCUGAGUGACAGGUGAGGAAAAGCUGCAUCCUGAAGCAGCAACAGCCUCUGAAACUGGCAUCUGGUGCCACAGCCUUGAGCCCUCGGAGUUCCCUAGUGCCGAGUGGCAGGUCUGAUUGCGGCUUGCUGCAGUGGGGCACGCACGGGACACAGCCCUAACCCCUAGCCCCCUGGGGUAACCUCGGCAGAGACUCAGCCAGCACAAGCAGGCUGCACACUGACGGGGCUAACGAGAGAACAACCAAUCAUGGGGAAGCAGCAACUGUUUUCGGAGAAGGAUAUGACUUCCAUUAAGAAGCUCAAUAGAGAUACGGAAGACCUAAUUUGCUACAAUGAACCAACUUGACCUCAUAGACUUACACAGAACACUCCACCCAACAGCUGCAAAGUAUACUUUUUUUUCUAGUGCACAUGGAACAUUCUGUAGAAUAGAUCACAUAUUAGGUCAUAAAACAAACCUUUGCAGAAUCCAAAACAUCGAAAUAUUACAAAGCAUCUUCUCAGACCACAAGGCCAUAAAAGUGGAAAUCAAUAACAGAAAAAUCGGGGAAUAGAAAUCAAAUACUUGGAAACUGAACAAUACCCUGCUGAAAAAAGACUGAGUUAUAGAAGUCAUUAAAGAGGGAAUAAAGAAAUUCAUAGAAUGCAAUGAGAAUGCAAACACUUCCUAUCAAAACCUCUGGGACACAGCAAAAGCAGUGCUCAGAGGUCAAUUUAUAUCGAUAAAUGCAUGCAUACAUAAAGAAGAAAGCCAAAAUCAGAGAACUGUCCCUACAACUUCAACAAAUAGAAAGCGAGCAACAAAAGAAUCCAUUAGGCACCAGAAGAAAACACAUAAUAAGAGUUGGAGCUGAGCUAAAUGAAUUAGAGAACAGAAAAAAAUUGAAAGAAUUAAUAAAGCCAAAAGUUGCUUCUUUGAAAAAAUUAACAAAAUUGAUAAACCAUUGGCCAGACUGACUAAAGAAAUAUGGGAAAGGAAACAAAUAACCUGAAUAAGAAACGAUAUGGGCCAUAUCAUAACAGACCCAAGUGAAAUCAAAAGAAUCAUAUCAGAUUAUUACAAAAAAUUGUACUCUAACAAAUUUGUAAACCUAGAAGAAAUGGAUGAAUUCCUAGAAAAACACUACCUACCUAAACUAACACAAUCAGAAGUAGAACAACUAAAUAGACCCAUAACAAAAAAAGAGUUUGAAAAGGUAAUCCAAAAACUCCCAACAACAACAACAACAAAAAGCCCUGGCCCUGAUGGCUUCACUUCAGAGUUCUACCAAACUUUCAGAAAAGCGUUAACACCACUACUACUAAAGGUAUUUCAGAGCAUAGAAAAGGAUGGAACACUACCAAACUCAUUCUAUGAUGCCAGCAUAUCCCUGAUACCAAAACCGAGUAAAGACACCACAAAAAAAGAAAAUUACAGACCUAUAUCCCUCAUGAACAUAGAUGCAAAAAUCCUCAACAAAAUUCUAGCCCAUAGAAUUCAACAACAUAUCAAAAAAAAGAAAAAAGAAAUAUGGAAGCAGAUGAUAGAUAAUAAGACAUAAUUCCUGCCAACAAGAUGGUAACUCUAUGAUGGAAGAGAUUGAUAGACUAAUCAGGGCUGAAUACAUUAUGUGUAUUUUUACUUGUUUUUAUACAACAUGCUUUUCUACACAGUUUUAGUAUUUUACUGCCACCUCCAUUUCCCUGAGAUUCCUGUAUUCUUUUUCCCGUUUCUAAAAUAUUUUUCUUUUUGUCCAUAUUAUAGAAUCAGACAUGUAGAAAUGACAUUUUUUGACUGUGCAUUGAAAUCAUAUGAAUAAGUUAUUCAUGUUUAGUGGCUUCAAACCCCUGACCUUUCU